Molecule: messenger RNA, 1494 nt
Organism: Punica granatum (pomegranate)
Lineage: Eukaryota; Viridiplantae; Streptophyta; Magnoliopsida; Myrtales; Lythraceae
Source: RefSeq, a predicted model, not a curated record
ACUUUCUCCUCUUUCGUGAGCGUGCCGAGCUCUGUCUUACUCUACUCUACUCUCCUCGCUCGCUCAUAUGAAAGAGCUGCUCCAGUAGCAAUCAAACAAGCUCAACCAAGCAGAAUUACCUCGCCGGAGGACUCCCUGUCGAUCGGCGGAGCCGAAGUCGAAGCUCAAUCGCCAUGUCCAACGCCGUUGCCAAUGGCCUCGCCGGCGCCGGAGGCGGCAUCAUUGCUCAGAUUAUCACUUAUCCACUCCAAACUGUGAACACGCGGCAGCAGACCGAGAGAGUGGCGAAGAAAGGCCUGCGCUGCGUCGACGGAAGUGCUUCGAGCUCCACUACAGGCGGCACGCUCCUUCAGAUGAUCCAGGUCCUCAAGACCGAAGGCUGGGGUGGACUCUACAGCGGCCUCAGGCCUUCACUGCUCGGAACUGCAGCUUCGAUGGGUGUAUAUUACUAUUUCUAUCAAGUUUUCAAAAACAAGGCUGAGGCUAUCGCUGUUGCUCGUAAACUAAAAGGACGUGGAGACGGAACAGUUGGCAUGUUCUCUUGGCUUGUUGUGGCAGCUAUUGCAGGGUCCUUAAAUGUUUUGCUGACGAAUCCAAUAUGGGUUCUUGUGACUCGCAUGCAGACACAAACUCAAGCUGAAAGAAAAAUACUAGAGGGCAAGAGGGAAGCUCUCCUGAAGAAAACAUCUGAAAAUGGUUGGGAAGAUUAUAUUUUACAAGACAAACUUGCUGAACUCGAAUCGGUGAAACCUCGUCCAUAUGGAACAUUUCAGGCGGCCCAAGAGAUUUGCAAUGAAGCAGGGAUUGCUGGAUUCUGGAAAGGCAUAAUUCCGACUCUCAUUAUGGUCUGCAACCCAUCAAUCCAAUUCAUGAUAUAUGAAACAUCAUUGAAGCAUUUGAAGGCAAAACAGGCUGCUAAAAAGGAUGGUUCAAAAGAUGUGGCGGCUUUGGAGGUUUUUCUGUUAGGAGCCUUGGCAAAAUUGGGAGCAACCGUUACAACAUACCCUCUUCUAGUUGUUAAGUCAAGGCUUCAGGCGAAGCAGGAGAUUGGUGGGAAUGUUGCUCUAAGAUACACAGGCACAUUGGAUGCAAUAAUUAAAAUGAUCCGAUAUGAAGGACUGUCUGGAUUUUAUAAGGGUAUGAGCACUAAAAUAGUGCAGAGUGUUUUCGCAGCUUCUGUGCUAUUCAUGGUUAAGGAAGAGCUUGUUAAGGGUUACAUGUUGCUGGCAGAUAAAGGCCACAAAGUUGCAUCAACUUUGUUGAAACAAUCAUCUGUAAAGGUGUUCAAGGAGUGAGUUUGGUAUAUUCAUUGCAUAGAACAAUACAGGCGAUAAAAUCUAAUUUGUUAACGUGAUUCGUAGGAUUGGAGUACAUUUCUUAAAAUAGAUUGCCCUCUCUGCUAUUGAGGGUCAAACAAUCACAAUAUAUGAUAUCCAAUUGCACAACUCUCAUUGCUUUGAGCUAUCUAAGUUUAGCUUUGUCCCAGUGCAUGAA